Emiliania huxleyi CCMP1516 is the source of this 1398-nucleotide messenger RNA. RefSeq lists its product as hypothetical. Lineage: Eukaryota; Haptophyta; Isochrysidales; Noelaerhabdaceae. Gene Ontology annotation, biological process: rRNA (guanine-N7)-methylation. The record is from RefSeq and is a predicted model, not a curated record. Gene Ontology annotation, cellular component: nucleolus. Gene Ontology annotation, molecular function: rRNA (guanine) methyltransferase activity. The coding region runs from base 1 to 1398 and encodes 465 amino acids. The transcript has a single exon.
AUGCCCCAGACCAAGCGCAAGCCUCUUUGCGUCGACCUGUACGGCCAGCUGCGGGCGCUAGGCGAGCUGCCGACCGCGGUGCACACCGACGCGCGGACGCUCGUCACAGCGCUCGCACGCGAGGCCUCUGGCCGCGGCCGGCCCAUCACGCUGUCUGAGGAUCGCUUAGACGCGGUGGACGCAGCGUUGCGCGCCGCCGGCGCUUUCGAUGGCGUCGGAGCGCUCCGCACAGCGGUGGCGGGCUGGCGGCGGCAGACCCGCAUGAAGGCCGACGCUGACGGCAUCAAUGCUUAUUAUGAUGCGGAGCGCUCGGACGCCUACACGGCGCGUCUUGCAGGGCCGCAGGCCGCGCUGGCAGGCCGCUGCCUCGAGCUGGCCGGCCUACCGGACGGCGGCCGCGGCUCGCUGCUGCUCGACGUGGGGUGCGGCUCGUGCCUCUCCUCCGCGCCCCUCGCGGCUGCGGGCUCUGUGCCGGUCGGGCUCGACCUGGCGCGCGAGAUGCUGCUGGUCGCGCGGCGGAGCGGCGCCGAGGUCGUGCACGCCGACAUGUCGCGGCCCCUCCCGUUCCGAAGCGGCGUCUUCGACGGCGCCGUCUCGGUCUCCGCCGCGCAGUUCCUGUGCGAGGAUGCCGCGGGCGAGGCUGCGCCGGAGCGAGCCCGGCGCUGCCUCUCUGAGACGAGGCGCGUGGUGGGCGGCCGCGGCGGCGCCGCGGUGUUCCAGUUCCACCCGCCUCCCGAGGCAGCCCAGGCGGCCGCGUCGCUGCUCCUCGCCGCCGCUCGCCACGCGGGCCUCGCCGCAGCCCUCGCCGUCGACCAGACACACCACACUGCAGCGGUCCGGUGGUACCUGUACGCGGCCGAGCCGCCCGCCGCCGCGCCGCACGCUUCCGCGCCGCCGCCGCCGGGCGGGUGCUACGCGUGCGCGCCGGGCGCGGGCUCGGAGGGAGGCGCUUGCUGCGUGCUCAGGCUCGCGCGGUGGGCAGAGAGGCACGGGCUGCCUGCGCCGCAGCCGGCGGAGGAGCACGUCGCUUUCUUGGAGCGGGAGCACGCGCGGUACGCGCACAAGCUGCUCCGCGCGUGGAGGCGGCUGAGCGACGCGAGCCAUGGGCGGGCGGCGAGCCCAACAGCGGCCCAACAGCAGCCCGGCGCGCUCGCCGCGCUGCCACCGCUCAGCGCGGAUGAGCGGGAGUGUGCCGAGCGGCUGUGGCGCGUCGUGGGCGGCGCGCUGCCUCGGGCGGAGGACCUCAAGGCGCCGCCGCUCUUGGAGCGUGUCAUCGAUGCGCUGCACGGCACUGCCGCGAGCGAACCCCCAGCCGUGUCCACCCAAGGCGCUGAGAUGCCGCGAGUCGGCCCGAAUAUCAUACGUGUGUGUUCCGGGUCGACUAAGGCGUGUCGGUGA